CCGCCGAACAACAACAGAUUCUCGGAUUUUUAUAAACCAUUGCCCCUCUCACAAUACGUGGGGAGAAUUGUCACAAUGUCGAGGGCUAGCAAGCUUACCCUGGCGGGAACGUCGCUGUUUGCGAUCGGCACCGUCUUCUUCGUGCAUUUCCAGCAAAAGGCUGAGAAAUCGGCAAUGCACGCCGGCGUCGUCCGCGACAUGGAGCAGCAGCGCCUCAAGAAGGAACGCCAGCUUGACUUCGACAUGCAGAAGGCUCUGGAGGAGAGUUACAAGAAAGUACAAACCGUCCAUGAUGGUGGGGGCGCGCCUGAACCGCCCAAGCCCGGAGAUGUGGGCGGUGGUCGGUGACGAAGCUUGGUUCGCUGGGAGAGUGCAGUGACGGGUGGUCGCAAGGAAGCCUGUGUAUAAACAUGCAUGUACAAACAGCGAAGGGUGGUAGACGGGUUCAAUGAGGGCUGUACGAUACUCUGGGAUAUAGUGUGAAGCAUUGGGCGGCGUCAGAAUUAGGAGUUACAUACGGAAACCAAACCGGCAGAAGAAUCUCAAAGGCAGACAUAUAUAGAUAGGAACUUGGAACAUUAUUGCAAGUCUAUAAGCUGUAUUUUUUUCGAAUAACC
Pseudogymnoascus verrucosus is the source of this 617-nucleotide messenger RNA. RefSeq lists its product as uncharacterized. The transcript has 2 exons. Gene Ontology annotation, cellular component: mitochondrion. Lineage: Eukaryota; Fungi; Ascomycota; Leotiomycetes; Thelebolales; Thelebolaceae. The record is from RefSeq and is a predicted model, not a curated record. Gene Ontology annotation, biological process: mitochondrial respiratory chain complex IV assembly. The coding region runs from base 76 to 348 and encodes 90 amino acids.